Messenger RNA from Schistosoma guineensis, 1098 nucleotides. Lineage: Eukaryota; Metazoa; Platyhelminthes; Trematoda; Strigeidida; Schistosomatidae. The record is from the annotation of a GenBank genome assembly.
AUGUUGAAAUCGGUUGCAACCCCUUAUUAUCCUAUUCAGGAUAAUGAAAAACCAAAGCUUUUAUAUACAUCUGCUAAUUUCUUGGGUAUACCCACUAACAGGGGACAACCAAAAAUUGGUACAUAUCAAGGACCAGAACUUAUCCGAAAAUCUAAUUUUUUCCAGCUUGUAGCUGAAGAUGGAAUACAGUUAAUUGACUGUGGAGAUGUUACACCUGUAGAACUAAGUGAAACAGAGGAUCCACAACGUUUUGGAAUGAAAUGGUCACGGAGUUUCUCAAUGACCACUUUAAAAAUAGCCGAACGUGUGGAGGGAUUAAUGAAACAGUCAACUAAACAUAAUACUGAAUCAAAUGAAUCAAAAUCAACUCCUUUAGUAAUUGUUGGUGGUGAUCAUAGUAUGGCGACUGGAACCAUACUUGGACAUGCUAAAGCUAAACCAGAUCUGUGUGUGUUAUGGAUUGAUGCUCAUGGUGACAUAAAUACACCACUGAAUUCAGCUUCUGGAAAUAUACAUGGAAUGCCUUUAAGUUUUCUAGUAAAAGAAUUACAAGACCAAAUACCGUGGUUGGACGACUUUGAAGGCAUAAAACCUUGUCUCAAUGCCAGUAAUAUUGCCUAUAUUGGUUUGCGGGAUUUAGAUGCUUAUGAAACACAUGAUAUUAGAAAACAUGGCAUUGCUUAUUUUACAAUGCUGGAUGUUGACCGAAUGGGAAUAGAAGCUGUUAUUAAAGAAGCAUUGCAAGCAGUAAAUCCAAGAUUGGAGAAAGCUAUUCACUUGAGUUUUGAUAUAGAUGCACUGGAUCCUUUAGUAGCCCCGAGUACUGGCACUGCUGUUCCAGGUGGUUUAACAUUACGUGAAGGUUUAAGAAUAUGUGAAGAAGUUUCAGCGACAGGAAAACUUUCUAUAGUUGAAUUGGCUGAAUUAAAUCCUUUAUUAGGAUCUAAUGAAGAUGUUGUAAAAACUCAAUCAUCCGCUGUUCAGAUUUUGAGAGCAUGUUUAGGCCAUUGUCGUUCAGGUCAUUUACCAUUCAAUGUUCGUAAUUUAAAUGAUCAAGGUAUUGUUAGUCGGAUGGCACGUAUGCAGACAAAACAAUAA